Molecule: messenger RNA, 840 nt
Organism: Drosophila eugracilis
Lineage: Eukaryota; Metazoa; Arthropoda; Insecta; Diptera; Drosophilidae
Product: serine protease 7-like
Biological process (GO): proteolysis
Molecular function (GO): serine-type endopeptidase activity
Source: RefSeq, a predicted model, not a curated record
AUGAAUAUCGUUGCGAUCGGAGUCGUUUGCUUAAUUUUGCCCCUUUUGGGAUCGGCUCAAUUCCUUGAUCCUGCCUGCGGGAUUCGAUCCGGCGCAUCUCUACGGGUCAUGAAUGGGACAGUUGCUAGUUUGAAAUCAAGUCCCUGGAUGGCCUUCCUUUACUCCACCACUGGAAGAUUUAUGUGCGGCGGAACGUUAAUCUCGAAUCGCCUGGUACUAACUGCAGCACAUUGCUUUCGUGCUAAUACUACUUUUACAAAUCUCAUUGCUCGUCUUGGAGAGUACAAUAGAAGAGCAGAAACUAAGUGUUACGGUAGCUAUUGCACCACUCGGAUUGAGGCUAAAGUGGAAAGGGGCAUCAGGCACAAAUUAUACCAUCCCAAAACGAUGCUCAACGAUAUAGCCAUGCUGAAGCUAAUCAAACGAGUAAAAUAUAAAGAGAACAUUAGACCGAUCUGCAUUGUGCUUGACACCAAGUGGAGGAACUUCAUUGACUCAAUAGAUCCAUUGACGGGGACUGGCUGGGGAAAGUCAGAGUCUGAGGGCGAUAGCACCAUUCUCAGGACUGUGGACUUAAGACGCCAAGAUCAAAUAUGCUUUGCAUUUACUGGUAGGCAUAUCACGAAAAAGCAGUUUUGUGCCGGAAAUUGGCAAAGCAAUUUAUGCAACGGUGAUUCUGGGGGACCAGUUGGUGCAUUGGUUUCUUACCAUAAUUCGGAACGAUUCAUCCAAAUCGGAAUCGCUAGCUUCAAUAAUCAUAAUUGUACAAGGGCAAGUGCUUUCACGGAUGUUCUUACUUACGCGGACUGGAUCCUUAAAGCAUAUAGACUUUUUUCUUAA